AUUAGUUUGUAGUUUACUUCUUGUUUUUUAAUUUUCCUUUUAUUCUCUUAUUUUCUCCUUUAAUAAACUUCAAAUUUGGCCUAUUUUUAAGGGAUGCAUGCUAUGUAUGUUUGGAUUGUUUCUGAUUCUUUUUUACAUUCUAGAAGACUGAAAGAAAUUCUUGUUGAUAAUGCAAAAUUGUUGAUUAUCUUUGUGAAUGAUAAUUACAAUCCUGUGGAAAGGAGAGAAGGCAGGAAAAGUGGGAAAGAAGUGGUCAGGAAAUCAGCAAACCUUCAAGUUUCUGCGAAACCGAACACUUCUAGCAACAAAUCUCAUUCAUCUCACAGCAACAGGAGAGCUGAUAUGUGUUCUACUAACACUAAUAACCAGUCUCUUAGAGCUGCCAAACCCAGCUCUACUACUGCUGUAUCUGUGUAUGAAGAACAGAUUACAGAGCUGAAGUUAUCAGUUGACAGUCUUGAGAAAGAGCGCGAUUUUUAUUUCUCAAAGUUGAGAGACAUUGAAAUUUUAUGUCAAACACCAGAGAUCGAGAACUCACUUAUUGUGGCAGCAAUGCAAAAGAUAUUAUAUGCUACGGAUGAUGAAACAUCUGUGGUGGCUGAAGCACAAGCCAUAGUAUCACAGCACAUAAAGCAUUUAAGUCCGAUAGUUGAGGUCUCAGAAGAGAGUACAAUGGUUGAAAAUCAGAGGAAAAGCAUUGAUAUCGAUACUCAUACAAACGGAAAAUCUGAUGUUUCUGAUGUUUCUGAUGUUUCUAAUACAGUUACUAUUAGUUUGUAG
This is a messenger RNA of Chenopodium quinoa (quinoa), 780 nucleotides long. RefSeq names its product microtubule-associated protein RP/EB family member 1C-like. The record is from RefSeq and is a predicted model, not a curated record. Gene Ontology annotation, biological process: regulation of microtubule polymerization or depolymerization; spindle assembly; protein localization to microtubule plus-end. The transcript has 3 exons. Bases 94 to 780 code for a protein of 228 amino acids. Gene Ontology annotation, cellular component: microtubule organizing center; spindle midzone; cytoplasmic microtubule. Gene Ontology annotation, molecular function: microtubule plus-end binding. NCBI's taxonomy places the organism in Eukaryota, Viridiplantae, Streptophyta, Magnoliopsida, Caryophyllales, Amaranthaceae.